Molecule: messenger RNA, 297 nt
Organism: Geodia barretti
Lineage: Eukaryota; Metazoa; Porifera; Demospongiae; Tetractinellida; Geodiidae
Source: the annotation of a GenBank genome assembly
AUGAUCUCCGGCGAGUUGUCGCCGCGAUCAAGGAAUCCAGGGGAAGCAGCCCCGAUCUUCCAUCCAACGGGGGGACGAGUUACCGCGCGUGAGUUGCUGGAAGAUUGGCAAGAGGGAUCGACUGCGGACGUUCGCACCGCCUUGGAAGCCAUCCUGGUCCGCGACGAAACCGGUCCCCGGGUUGGAGAGGCGGCGCCUGACUUUUCUCUCAAGCGAUUGGGUUCCGAGGAGCGGGUGCGGCUGUCCGAUUUUCGGGGCCGGCGACCGGUGGCCCUGGCCUUUGGCAGCUACACUUGA